AUGAGCUCUAGGGAACACCAACCAUUGCUGUUGGGGCUUGAGUCACAUUCAAACGUUGCAGAUUUGUCAUCAGAUGCCAUUGAAGAAUUCUUGGAACAUAGGCCUAUUGCCUUGAGAUGGUGGCUUAAAAUUGUUGCUUGGGAGUCAAGGCUCCUAUGGAUCCUUUCUGGUGCUUCUAUUGUUGUUUACCUUUUCAACUAUAUGCUAAGCUUUGCUACUUUGGUUUUUAGUGGACAUUUGGGUUCGCUAGAGCUUGCUGGUGCAUCUAUUGCUAACGUCGGAAUUCAAGGUCUUGCGUAUGGAAUCAUGUUGGGAAUGGCGAGUGCGGUGCAAACUGUGUGUGGACAAGCUUACGGAGCGAAGAAAUAUGCAGCAAUGUGCAUCACAUUGCAAAGAGCGAUCAUUUUACACUUAGGAGCAGCGGUGAUUCUCACGUUUCUCUAUUGGUUCUCAGGCGAUUUUCUGAUACUCAUAGGACAGAGGUUUCUACAAGCUCAGAACAUUGUUAACCCUCUGGCGUAUAUGGCGGUUGGAGUAUUCGUUCUUCACGUGCUUCUUAGCUGGCUAGUUGUUUACGUUUUAGACUAUGGACUUCUUGGGGCGUCUCUUACUCUUAGCUUUUCUUGGUGGGUGCUUGUUUUGAUAAAUGGAUUGUACAUUGUUCUUAGCCCGAAAUGCAAAGAAACUUGGACAGGUUUCACUAUGAGAGCUUUCGUAGGAAUUUGGCCUUACUUCAAGCUAACAGUUGCUUCUGCUGUCAUGUUAUGCUUGGAGAUAUGGUACAGUCAAGGACUAGUACUCAUAUCAGGGCUGCUUUCUAAUCCAACAGUGGCAUUGGAUUCUAUUUCCAUUUGCAUGAAUUACUUGAACUGGGAUAUACAAGUUAUGUUGGGUCUAGGUGCAGCAGCCAGCGUGCGAAUAAGCAAUGAACUAGGAGCGGCUCAUCCAAGAGUAGCAAAAUUUUCUGUCUAUGUAGUGAAUGGAAAUAGCAUCCUCAUUAGCAUAGUUCUUUCCGCGAUUAUUUUGAUAUUCCGGGUUGGUUUGAGCAAGCUUUUCACUUCUGAUGCUGAAGUCAUUGAUGAAGUAUCUGAUUUGACUUCAUUGCUUUGCAUUUCUGUCCUACUAAAUGGCAUUCAACCUAUACUGUCUGGUGUUGCAAUUGGAAGUGGAUGGCAAGCUAUAGUGGCUUAUGUAAACUUGGCUUGUUACUAUGUUAUUGGUCUUACUCUUGGAUGUGUUCUUGGCUUUAAAACUUCAUUAGGAGUAGUUGGAAUCUGGUGGGGAAUGAUCCUUGGAGUUUUUAUACAGACUGUCACACUAAUAAUUCUGACUGCAAGAACAAAUUGGACUGCAGAGGUUGAAAAAGCUGUUGUUCGCGUCAAGAGGUCGGUUGAAGACGAGACCUUGGAUCAACUGGUUGCCAACAUAUAG
Messenger RNA from Vicia faba (fava bean), 1431 nucleotides. The record is from the annotation of a GenBank genome assembly. Lineage: Eukaryota; Viridiplantae; Streptophyta; Magnoliopsida; Fabales; Fabaceae.